Messenger RNA from Protobothrops mucrosquamatus (brown spotted pit viper), 1239 nucleotides. RefSeq names its product keratin, type II cytoskeletal 5-like. Bases 1 to 1239 code for a protein of 412 amino acids. The record is from RefSeq and is a predicted model, not a curated record. Gene Ontology annotation, molecular function: structural constituent of skin epidermis. The transcript has 6 exons. Gene Ontology annotation, biological process: keratinization; intermediate filament organization. Gene Ontology annotation, cellular component: keratin filament. Lineage: Eukaryota; Metazoa; Chordata; Lepidosauria; Squamata; Viperidae.
AUGUCUUUCCAGGCCAUCUGCCAAGGCUCCAAGGGGAGCAGAAGGGGCUACAGCUCAUGCUCUGCUUUUGGUGGUGGCACCGGAGGUGGAAUCAGGCGUAGCUAUUCUUCAUGCAGAGGAUAUGAUGGCGGUAUGAGAGGCCAAUAUGGUAGCAGGAGCCUCCAUAACUAUGGUGGAGUUACAAGGAUUUCCUAUGGAUCUGGCUAUGGAGGAAGCAUCUGCGGGGGGUAUGGUGGUGGGUAUGGUGGAAUGGGUGGUGGCUAUGGAGGAAUAGGGGGUGGUUAUGGAGGAAUAGGGGGUGGUUAUGGAGGAAUAGGGGGUGGUUACGGAGGAAUAGGAGGUGGGUUUGGUGGUAGAGGACUUGGUGGCCUUGGAUCUAGAGGUAUUGGCAGUGUCCAAGUGGAUCCAAAUCUUAUGCGACCGGUCCGGGUAGAAAUUGACCCCCAAAUACAGCAAGUAAAAAAUCAAGAGAAAGAGCAGAUCAAAGUCCUCAACAACCAGUUUGCUUCCUUCAUCGACAAGGUUCGCUUUCUGGAGCAACAAAACAAGGUAUUGCAAACCAAAUGGCAGAUCCUCCAACGACAGUCACAAGGCAUUGGCCCAACUAUGAAUCUGGAUGCUGACUUCCAGCAGUUCCUGAAUAGCUUGAGGAGUCAGAUUGAAAAUAUCCGCAGCCAGAAGGGGCAGCUGACAACAGAGCUCCAGAGUAUGCAACAUUAUGUGGAAGAAUACAAGAACAAGUAUGAAGAGGAGAUCAACAGGCGCACAACAGCUGAGAAUGAUUUUGUUGUGCUGAAAAAGGAUGUGGAUUGUGCCUAUUUGUCCAAGAGUAACUUGGAUUCAAGAGUUGGUGCUUUGGCUGAUCAGAUUAACUUCCUGAGAAGAAUCUUUGAAGUGGAAAUCUCUCAGUACCAGACUGGAGGCCAAGAUACCUCAGUAGUAGUGAGCAUGGAUAAUAAUACCCACUUGAAUUUGGAAGGUAUUAUUGACGAAGUAAGAAGCCAGUAUGAAGAGAUUGCUCGCAGUAGCCGAGCUGAGGCUGAGUCUUGGUAUCACUCCCAAUACGAAGCUCUGCAGAACACAGCAGGACGGCAUGGUGACAAUCUGCGCAACACCAGGCAGGAGAUUCAAGAGUUGACUAGGAACAUCCAGAGACUGCGUUCAGAAAUUGAGCAUGUCAAGAAGCAGGUAUGGAAUAUGGAGGGAAGGAUUAUAAUUCUAUCUCCUUGGGAAAUCUAG